Vicia villosa (hairy vetch) is the source of this 819-nucleotide messenger RNA. RefSeq lists its product as uncharacterized. NCBI's taxonomy places the organism in Eukaryota, Viridiplantae, Streptophyta, Magnoliopsida, Fabales, Fabaceae. The record is from RefSeq and is a predicted model, not a curated record. The coding region runs from base 1 to 819 and encodes 272 amino acids. The transcript has a single exon.
AUGACGCGCAUUGUUGAGUUCUUUGUUGUGUCACAACCCCCACCACGUCCUCAUAGGGAAUGGGUAAAAGAAAAUCUAUGGGUAACCCUCGAAGAGGACCCGAAUAUUAACCAAGUCCAAAAGAAUCAAAUAAAUACAUCCCAGGCGAAUAUACCAAAUCAGGGAGUGGCAAUCGAACAUCCUAGAGUUGAACCUCUUAGACGGGAACCACAAAUUCCAAGGGAGACAGAACCUAGGAUAGUAAUGGUGAAUAGAAACCAGAAUGAUGAUGAAGUCAUACAUCAGGUUCGACAUGAUGAUAUGGCCGCAUAUAAUAAUCUGACAGCCAUGGUCGAAAGGAUCAUGGCGCAAAAUGGUUUAAAUGUUGGCCUUCAUAAGCCAACUUACACUUCACCGCUAAAUGAGUAUAUAUUACAAUCAUAUGUACCCCAUAGGUGGAAAGUCUCCGAGUGUACUAAGUUUUAUAGGGAUACUACCGAGUCCACUAUUGAACAUAUGGAUAGAUACAUAAUAGAGGCAAGCAAAAUUGCCAGUAAUGAAAACCUUAGGAUAAAAUACUUCCCAAGUUCACUUACAAAAAAUGCUUUUACAUGGUUCACCACAUUACCAGCGAGUUCAAUACAUAAUUGGGCUCAGUUGGAAAGACUGUUCCAUGAACAAUUCUACAUGGGACAUACAAAGAUUAGUCUAAAGGAAUUGGCAAGUGUCAAAUGCGAAUUCACUGAGCCAAUAGAUGAUUACUUGAAUAGAUUCCUUUUGUGUAAGGCCAAAUGUUUUACUCAAGUGCUCGAAAAUGAGUUGGUAUUUUAUAGGAACUAA